This is a messenger RNA of Centruroides sculpturatus (bark scorpion), 738 nucleotides long. RefSeq lists its product as uncharacterized. The record is from RefSeq and is a predicted model, not a curated record. The transcript has a single exon. The coding region runs from base 169 to 597 and encodes 142 amino acids. Lineage: Eukaryota; Metazoa; Arthropoda; Arachnida; Scorpiones; Buthidae.
AAAGGAAAUUAGCAUUGAGGAGAUUGAAUCAGUUAUGGAAGAGAAUAUCAAGGGACACACACCUUUAAUAAUCCAGCUAAUAAAAAUUAUUACUAAUAUAUUUAUCCAGUUCAUUCGUUAUAUAAGUAUAUCAAGGGACAAUCAAUUAAAGAGUUAUAUCAGAAUUUCAUGAAGGAGUAUUUGGAUUUGGACCACAUAGAAAAGGUGCAAGAGCCUUCUGGUGAUCAGGUAGCAAACCCCGUAUGUUAUUACCUUCUGCAUCAUGGUGUGUUUAGACCAGACAAAACCACUACAAGGUUAAGGGUAGUCUUCAACGCAUCUGCUCCCACAACUUCUGGACUGAGCCUAAAUAAUCAUCUCUUGAAAGGUGAAGAAAAGGAAGAUGUUUUCAAGAUUAUGACAAGAUUUCAAAAAUACAAGUAUGCAUUUACAGCAGCUAUCCAGAAAAUGUUUCGUCAAAUUCUAAUUGAGCCUUCGCAACGAGAUCUCUUAAGAAUUGUUUGGAAGAACGAGGAAGAUGAAAUGCCAGUCACCUACAGACUGAAAACUGACUUACGGGACCGCCAGUGUUCCCUUUCUUGUGGUGAGAACUCUUAAGCAGUUGGCUCACGAUGAAGAAGCAAGCUAUCCUCUGGCCUCUAAAACCAUAUUAUGAGAUGUCUACAUGGAUGACAUCGUAUCAGGUGAGCAAGAUUUCGAUGCUGCCCUCGAACUACAAUCUCAGUUGUGCAAUAUGUU